UACUGCUGCAUUUUCAGUGUAGUAACUCCUUUAAGAACGACUAUGGACAUUUUGCACAAGGGGACUGGUGUGUGUGCUGCCUUGCUUGUGGUUUGGUGUGUGCAGGUGCAGUCAGAGCAGAGCUGUGAUCAGACAGAGUUCUUGCACGCUAAUGGCACGUGUGUUGCUUGCCCUGCAUGUGAGCCUGGACAGCAGCUCUCAGAGGAUUGUGGAUUUGGAGAUGGUGGUGACGGAGUCUGCACACCGUGUGAGGACGGGAAGUUCAGCUCACAUUCAGGUGUCGCUCCCUGCUCAAGAUGCACCAAGUGUAAUCUGCUGAACCGCCUGCAGAGGACGCCAUGCUCCCCCACUACUGAUGCCCUGUGUGGACAGUGCCUCCCAGGGUAUUAUGAACUGAAGAGCAUGGUCGGAGAAGUGGAGAUAUUCUGCGUACCCUGUUACCGGCAUGACACGGUCCAUAAAGAAUGUUUGCUUUUCAAAUCUCAGACCUUUAAAGCAAAGACUGACAUCACUGAGUCCAGAGGAAAUGUCAAAGACCCUGAGGAGAAGAGUGAGUUUACUCAAACAAGUUUGUUCCUUCUCUGGACUUUCUUUGAGUUAACAUAUUAGUGUUUUUUUUUUUUUUUUUUUCAUUCAAUGAAGAAGAAGAAAAAAUAUCCGUGGUCCUGAUUGGUUCAGCGACAGCUUCCUCAAUGUUUG
Molecule: messenger RNA, 699 nt
Organism: Solea solea (common sole)
Lineage: Eukaryota; Metazoa; Chordata; Actinopteri; Pleuronectiformes; Soleidae
Product: tumor necrosis factor receptor superfamily member 19-like
Exons: 5
Coding region: 43-609 (188 amino acids)
Biological process (GO): positive regulation of JNK cascade; positive regulation of canonical NF-kappaB signal transduction
Cellular component (GO): plasma membrane
Molecular function (GO): signaling receptor activity; protein binding
Source: RefSeq, a predicted model, not a curated record